Messenger RNA from Betta splendens (Siamese fighting fish), 1365 nucleotides. It is a transcript of the gene anxa14, whose product is annotated as annexin A14. Gene Ontology annotation, cellular component: cytoplasm. The coding region runs from base 189 to 1136 and encodes 315 amino acids. Lineage: Eukaryota; Metazoa; Chordata; Actinopteri; Anabantiformes; Osphronemidae. Gene Ontology annotation, molecular function: calcium ion binding; calcium-dependent phospholipid binding. The transcript has 12 exons. The record is from RefSeq and is a predicted model, not a curated record.
UGUUCUGCCAGGUGUGUGUAACAUAUGGGUCAUAAACUCAAAUGUAGUUAAUAUUGGCUCAUCCUUUCCUCUAGCUAGCAGUUAAACUGAAGCUAACUGUAGCCUAGCUGCUGCGCUGUCCGUGUGUGGGCUGAGGUCUUUUAACUCAACAGUUUAAUCCCUGUUUCCUCGUGCUGCAGAACAGAACCAUGGACUUCGACUUCUUGGACUCCUGCAACAUGUGGUGGGGAACCCUGGGAACGAUACGACCUUACCCCAACUUCAACCCGAAGCGGGACGUCCUGGCUCUGCGGACGGCGCUGGAGAAGAAAGACGCAGCCGGCCUGGUGCGAAUCCUGACCAAUCGGACCAACUCCCAGAGACAAGACAUUGCCAAGACCUUCGAGGAGCAAACGCAGAAGCAACUGGCGCCCGGGUUGAGGAAAGCUCUGGGUGGAGACCUGGCCACGCUGCUGAUGGAGCUGCUGAUCCCGCCUGUGGAGUACGACGCGUACCGCCUGCAGCACGCCAUAGUGGGUCUGGGCACAGACGAGGAGACGCUGCUGGAGGUCCUGUGCACGCGGUCUGGGAAGCGGCUUGCAGAAAUCAGCGCUGUAUAUAAAGAGUUGUACAAGAAGGACCUGGAGAAGGACCUGAAGGGAGAAACCAGUGGAGACUUUGCUAAGCUUGUCGUGGCUCUGCUCCAUAAAGCUGAGGUUCCCGGCGUGGUUCAAAGAGAUGUAGAGUCCCUCUUUGCAUCAGUCAGCGGCAAAAAAGUUGAUGCAGCCCCGUGGAUUGAAAUACUGACCUCCAGAGACGUGAAUCAUCUCAACAAAGUGUUCAUGGACCUGGAGCUGAGGACGGGGCAGAACGUGCAUCAGACUGUGGAGAAGAGAUUCACGGGAGACUUUCGACUGGGCCUGAAGACUUUAGUGCAGUGCAUCCGUUGCCCUGAGGACCACUUGGCCAAACGCCUCACUUCCACAAAGUCGCACAUCGUGCAGGGCGUCAUGGUGUCUCACUCGGAGGAGGACCUGCUGUGUGUUCGAGCGGCCUACCUGAAGUUGACCGGCCUGUCUCUCUACGCUGCUCUGCAGAAACAGUUCAAGGGGGAUUAUCUACAGGCCCUGCUGGCAAUCUGUCGAUCAGAAGAUUAGGCAAAAGGCGUUUGGUGAAUUUGUCCUGGAUUUUAAUAAAUGAGUACAAACACAAGUCAUGUUCUGUUACAGCUUUUUCUAUUAAUGCAUACAGCUGAUUAAAGCAUUGAUAUUAGAUAACCGAAUGCACUUACUGUAGAUUCAUGGCUUUUCAUCAUGAUGUCUCUACAAUCAUUAUUUAUUUCUUAAGCACUGCUAAUAAAAAGAACAAUGACAUCCUUUCUCAUAA